UCUGCCUUCCCAUCGACAACCCAUAAAUCAACCGACGACCUACCAAGUUCUCUCCAAACAAAUCUCGUUAUAGUUGUUGAAAACUUUAACAAGGCUGUCAAGAGAAAUAAUAAACCGCCAAAAUGGCAACGCCCUACGAAGGUACUUAACCAUCUAUCUACCCCGUCAACCCCUCUAUGAACGUAAAAACAAAAGCUGAUCUUUUUCUACUGUAGUUGAACACAAUAUUAAACCCUCCGGCACACCCAAACCCAACAUUCGUCCCGACAUGUCCUCCCUCUUCGCGCUCCUCUCCGAGAUCCAAUCCACAAACCCGCACUCCCUGCCCACACCCGCCGACAUCCUCGCGUCGGAACGCCUCGUCGCCGACCAACUAAACCAGCACCUCAUCAAUGCAUCCUCACCCACCCAAACCGCAUUCCUAGAAUCGCUUCUCCAAGAAAUAUCGCACACCAUGGAGUCGCCGCCGGAAAAGAUCCAGGGUGUACCGCAAUCUUACCUAGAUGAGCUGGAGCGGGUGCCGAAGAAGCAGUUGAAAGAGGAGGACCGGUGUCCUAUUUGUCAGGAACGGUUUCUGGGCGAUGACUACCCGCUGGUGGUGGUGUUGCCGUGUCAUGGGAGUCAUCGGUUUGAUCUGGAGUGUGUGGGUCCGUGGUUGUUGGUACAUGGGACGUGUCCGAUGGAUCGGAAGGAGGUUAUGAAGAGGAAGGUGGUGGAGGUGGUGGAAGAUAGUGAGGAGGAGGAUGAUGGGGGAUUGUAUGCUUGAGUUUCUAUUCUGGGAGGGGCGUUCGUGGGAGAGAGUGAGGGGUUAGGAAUGAAUGAAUGGGUUCGAGCGUUGAGCGAGCGGGUGGGUGUUUGGCGUUUCAUUGGUGAUGGUGAGUGAUGAUGGCGACAGUGGGAUGGUUCCUGAAAGCAUUGAAAGCGAUGUCUAGGUGGUCAAAAACUGGUACCGAAGGUUUUGGCCACUCUUAAGGCUGACGGCGGGUUGCAGCAUUGUUGUCUACCCAACCUUCGCCUCGUCGCAAGAAUUGGCGACAUCAGUGAGGAUAGGAGGAUCAAAGGCCCUUGAUUGGCCUCGGC
This is a messenger RNA of Hymenoscyphus albidus, 1080 nucleotides long. Lineage: Eukaryota; Fungi; Ascomycota; Leotiomycetes; Helotiales; Helotiaceae. The record is from the annotation of a GenBank genome assembly.